UAUCCCGCAAAUAUAGUUUGAUCUACGUUGUCACAAACCUCGGGUUGCUGUUUGUUUAUGAUCUAGAGAUGGCGACGGCAGUAUGCAGAACUAGGAUCAGCCCACAUCCUAUAUUUUUAACCUCUGAAGAUUCAGUGCUGGGUGGGUUGUAUGCCAUCAACACGCAAGGUCAGGUGUUGUUGGCUACUGUAAAUGAAGCAACAAUAGUGGCAUUUGUUAGUGAUCAAUUGAACAAUUUGGGGCUUGCUGUCAAUCUGGCUAAAAGAGCAAACCUUCCAGUGGCAGAGAAUUUGGUAAGUAUCUUGAAGACAGGGAUUGGAGACAGGCCGUCUUGUUUCUUGAUCUACCGAGAUUGUCCAACGUUUUGAAGAAUUGUUUGCUCAGACGAAGUAUAUAGAAGCUGCUGAGUUUGCUGCAGAGUCUCCGCAAGGAUCCUUCGUACACCUGAUUCAUUAUCCAAGCUUCAGGUCUGAUUUUUUUCUUCUUCCUUUAAUCACAGAGUAUUUGCAUAAAUCCUCUACCCAGAGUGAUCCUGUGCAAGUUGGGCAAACUCCACCACUGUUGCAAUACUUGAGUAUCCUUUUAACAAUAGUGAAGCUCAAUGCAUUCGAGUCAUUGGAAUCAUCUCGGAUUGCUCUAGACCAAAACAAGAAGAAUCUUCUUGAGACCUGGUUGGCAGAAGAUAAACUGGAGUGUAGUGAGGAACUUGGAGACUUUGUGAAGACUGUGGACGACGAUCUUGCGCUGAAAAUAUAUAUUAGAGCUAGGGCAGCUUCAAAAGUUGUUGCAGCUUUUGCUGACCGCAGAGAGUUUCACUUUGACAAAAUCUUAAAGAAACUGUUUCCUCAGGUUGGGUACAGUCUCGACUACUUGUUCCUUCUGCAAACAAUUCUUGGUACUCAUCCACAGGUUUGUUUCUGUUUUCUGUUGUCUUUAGCGUUUGAGGUGUCAAGUCAUCAUAUAAGUAAUUGGUAAAUAUGUUCCGAUGUGUUUAUACCACUUCGUUAAAAAGCCUUUUUCAGUAAACUUUUAUGGAUAUUUCUGAUAAAUUAAAAUUUCAUCUAUUGUUUGCCAAUCUAUAGACUUAUUGAUGAGCUCCCUACAUUUGAUUCUCAACAACGAACUCUGUUGUUGUUUUGGUUUCUGCUUGUUAGUCGCUGCCGUUGCGAAAUUCGGCUGACCAUUUAAUCGACAUAGAAGAUAAUGGCAUUGUGGAGGGUGGUUCAAGUCAGAAGGUUAAAACCGGAUAUUGCAUAACUCAUUCUCCCUGUUUUUAGGUCAAUUUAGAUAUUAAGAUUUGAGUAUUUUGACUACUGACUACUGAGCACCGAUUGUUCCUCAUCUAUUUUUUGGCUUGAUGUUCAAACGGAUAGAUUUGGAUCUUUCUCAUUGUCAACUUCCGGAAUAUGCAUUGGCAGCAAUGUUAAUGGCUCUCCUAGGUUUGCUCGGAUGCACGACGGAGUUAGCCUUUAAGGGUGGAAAGGAAAAGGCGAGAUGGAGAUGGGAUAAGGAGAUACCAUGGUUUUAUUGUUCAACAGCUCGUCCUACAAGUUUCAGGCGUUUCGGUAGCUUUGCUGAAAUAUUUGGAUUGGUAUGUGCCGUACUUCAAAGUAUUUCAGCACUUGUGGCUUAUGUCUUUUAUAGUCGGCACUCUGAUAAUCCCAUCAAGGUCUCAUAUUCGCCAAUUAUUUUUGCACUUGGUCUAUUGUUCUCUCAAUAUCUCAAGGAUCGAAGUCGGAAAGUGAAUGUGGCUGGUCAUGAAGAUUAGAUUGUAUUGCUCUUCUUAUGCAUAUUGGGUUUCGUUCAUGUAAAUAGGAUGCCAAAAGGAUUUUCUGAUUGCCAAGUUUUGUCCAAGUUGCUUUUAAUUACUUGAUACUGAAAGUCCGAAACAACCGAUGUAAUUUUUGAUAAGCAACGUGGUAGAAAAAAAAAACAUGUACAAUAUAGAG
This is a messenger RNA of Hibiscus syriacus, 1949 nucleotides long. Its product is annotated as clathrin heavy chain 2-like. Gene Ontology annotation, molecular function: clathrin light chain binding; structural molecule activity. Lineage: Eukaryota; Viridiplantae; Streptophyta; Magnoliopsida; Malvales; Malvaceae. The transcript is spliced from 4 exons. The record is from RefSeq and is a predicted model, not a curated record. The coding region runs from base 69 to 368 and encodes 99 amino acids. Gene Ontology annotation, biological process: intracellular protein transport; receptor-mediated endocytosis. Gene Ontology annotation, cellular component: clathrin complex; plasmodesma; plasma membrane.